Molecule: messenger RNA, 1583 nt
Organism: Habropoda laboriosa
Lineage: Eukaryota; Metazoa; Arthropoda; Insecta; Hymenoptera; Apidae
Product: activating molecule in BECN1-regulated autophagy protein 1-like
Exons: 9
Coding region: 1-1548 (515 amino acids)
Biological process (GO): autophagy
Cellular component (GO): intracellular membrane-bounded organelle
Molecular function (GO): protein binding
Source: RefSeq, a predicted model, not a curated record
AUGGGGAAAGUCAAGAAGAGACAAGAAUUGCUUCAUUGCAAUCAGUCUCAAAAUAUAUUGCGAGACUUAAUGCUGCGAGAUUUUGGAUUUUUAUAUUACAAUUGUUAUAAAACCAAUACACGUGAACUAGAAUCAAUAGCUGAAACAAACUUAAUAGUGAAAAAACAUGAAGAAUUGGAAUAUGAUCUGCCAGGAAUUCCUAAAGCAACAUUUUUAAUGGUGUUUAGUCCUGAUGGUACCAAAAUGGCAUCAGCACAUGGGAACCACAGUGUCUAUAUUACUGAAGUUGCAACUGGAAAAAACAUUAAAAUUCUUUCUGGUCACCCACGUACUCCAUGGUGUAUUGCAUUUCAUCCCUCCUCUAGUCAGAUAUUAGCUUCUGGUUGUCUUGGUGGUCAAGUUCGUGUCUGGGAUUUAACUGAUAGUAGUAAGGUUUGGAAUGCUGAAAGUCAGACAGUUAUAGCUUCUCUUGCCUUUCACCCAUCUGAAAAGUUACUCGUUAUAGCAACAAACAAUGAAAUACACUUUUGGGAUUGGAGUCAAUCUGAACCUUUUGCAGUAAUAACUACUAAGAGUGAUAAAGUAAAAGUAAGAUAUGUAGCUUUUGACAAUUUAGGAAGAAAAUUAAUCACAGGUAUUGCAAACACUCCUGUAAACCAAUCAAUAUUAAGAGUUCGUUCCGGGAAUGGUGGUAUGCCAUAUGGUAGUCAAAUACUGAAUAACUACUCUGAAAGAACUGCUCAGAAUGAAGCAAUUCAAUCGCUUAGAACUAUUGCAACUGAACCUUCGCAUAGUGCACAAUCAAAUCUACUUGAUACUGCAACAGUAGAUAAUCACGAAAGUUUUAUACCACAAUAUACUGGUAAUUCCAGACCGCGAAUAGGAAGAGGAAGCGGAGAACUAGAACUUCCAAAUGAUGGUGAUGGUGUACUUUUUUUAGAACAUAUAUCAGCACUAGAGUCAAACUUCUCUGGAAUAUCUAGUUACCGUGUACAGGCAUGGGAUUUUUCUAAAGGGGAAAUACCUGAUAUUACAAAUUGUGAGAAAAACAUUGUUAUACGCAAAUGCAAUAUUCAUAAUGAUGCUAGUAUAGAUAUUUCAUCAGAUGGAAAACUAUUAGCAACUUGUUUUUUAGGAAUUUAUAGUUUACAAUGGGAAACGUUAGGGGAAAGAAUUUAUUGGACGGAAGCGAAACAUAGUGUCAUUUCUGUGUCAAUUUCACCAACACAGGAACACCUUUUAGUAGGUUUGGCAAGAAAUAUUUUUCAAGAAAAGUAUACUAUGGCUAGUAUUUACAGACUAAUGCAUAAAAAAUCCCAAAAUCAAGAUGACGAUAGACCAUGUAUUCAAGACUGGAAUAUUCACAAUAUAGAAAAUUAUUUAAAUUUUAAAAAUAUAAAAAAGAGUAUGUUGCUUGUUAGAGAAUUAUUCCCAAAUAAUCAAUCAACUACAGGACACAUAAGUAUAAAUUGCAUUAGGUGGGCGCCACAACCUGGGCAAGGACUAGUUUAUGCCACUAACACUGGACAGUUAAAUAUUCUUCAUUAAUGUAUUUAUAAUAUUGACAUAAAAAUAAAACUUCA